AUGGCUUCAAAAUUGGUUCGGCGUAGUGAGGAGGAGACAGAAGCAGCUAAAGAUUUGGUAUCUUCUAUAGCUAGCCUUUGUUCUUUGUGUGAAAGUGAUCCGUCCUCUGGUAGUGCUGAAGCUUUGGUCUCAUUAGUGUUAAACUCACCAACCCAGUGUUAUAAACAAGCAGCUGAGGAAUCCAUUAAGCUAUUUCUCUAUCCAAAUAUUAGAUCCAUGCCUAAACUCAUUCGGAAACAUUGUGUGCGGGAGUCGUCCCAUACCAAGGUCCAUACAUCUCUUAGAUUAAGCAUUGAGAAUGAUGUUCAGCUACUAACCUUCUUUUCACGCUACGUGAUAAGGGCAAUCGAGGAUCAUGUUAUAUUGAAGGGUCAAUCACUUCCACUAGAUAUGGAUGAUGAUAUUUUUGAACAACCCUGUUAUUUAGGUGAAAUCCUCUUCCUUGAAAACAUGUACGAUGAUUUGAACUUAGAAUUUAUUCAAUGCCUUGCGGAAGUCAAGGGGAAUGUUUGGUAUGGAAGAUUUUUUGAUCAUACUCCUACGUGGCCUAGUUAUCUAUCUGUUUUGAGAGAGUUGAAGAAAUUUUCUAAAAUUUUCUUAAAUUAUGAAAAAGAUCUUUUAAUUCAAGUAAGCAAGUACCAGUAUCAAAUGGAUAUACUUAUCAAAUUGUCGAAGAGAAGUGAUGAUCUACUGUGGCUUCUUCCAUAUAAGAACUUGAUUAAUCCCAUUUCUAGAGACUAUUUGCUUAUGAAGAUGUUCCCAGGGGUGAAAUUAGAUUUUGAAAAGCAGCAUAAGAUGCUCAUUGACAGGUCGCAGAUAUUGACUGAAUCAUUUAAGCCCCUUUCUCUUGCAACCUCAAAGUCGUUGCGCUGUGGCCUAUCUGUGGAGUUCAGAAAUGAGGAAGCUGUAGGUUAUGGUGUCUUGAGGGAAUGGUUUUUCGUUAUAUGUCAAGAACUGUUUGAUCCAAAAGCGCCUGUGGUUCCUCGGGAACUUAACUAUUUUGCAUUUGCCGGUAGAGUGAUCGCUUUGGCUUUGAUGCAUGAAGUGCAAGUAGGCAUCACAUUUGAUCCUGUGUUUUUCUAUCAAUUGGCUGGAGGGGUGAUUUCCUUGGAAGAUAUUUGA
Messenger RNA from Papaver somniferum (opium poppy), 1122 nucleotides. Its product is annotated as E3 ubiquitin-protein ligase UPL5-like. Bases 1 to 1122 code for a protein of 373 amino acids. Gene Ontology annotation, biological process: protein polyubiquitination; positive regulation of protein catabolic process; proteasome-mediated ubiquitin-dependent protein catabolic process. Lineage: Eukaryota; Viridiplantae; Streptophyta; Magnoliopsida; Ranunculales; Papaveraceae. Gene Ontology annotation, molecular function: ubiquitin-protein transferase activity. The transcript has 4 exons. The record is from RefSeq and is a predicted model, not a curated record.